Elaeis guineensis (African oil palm) is the source of this 2182-nucleotide messenger RNA. Its product is annotated as E3 ubiquitin-protein ligase WAV3. The record is from RefSeq and is a predicted model, not a curated record. Gene Ontology annotation, molecular function: metal ion binding. Lineage: Eukaryota; Viridiplantae; Streptophyta; Magnoliopsida; Arecales; Arecaceae.
UUCAGUAAAAAAGAAAAAGGAAAAGUGAACUGUCUCUGUGUGUGGAAACUGAAGCAUAAAGCAAAGAACAGAGAGAGAACUUUCGUGGGAACCCCCAAAGCCAGCGUGGGACGGACAUUAGAAGAGAAGAAGAAGGGAAAGAAGGGAGCAGAGGAGGAGGAGUAGGAGGAGGAGGAGGAAAGGAACGAGCUCUUUUCCUAGAGAGGGUUUUGGUUGGAAGCUUGGGAAAUGGGGGGUGGAGCGUCGAGAUGGAAGAGAGCAGCCAAGAGGAUUGGGUUCCCCUGCGCCUCCUUCUCCAUCGAUCCCACCCCCACUCGCCGCCCAUCAAAAACCAUCUCGUGCUCCGCGGUGAGUGUAGCGGGAGACAAGACAGGAGAAAAACCGGAGGAAUCAGGACCCACCACCAUGUCUGAUAAGAGUCUAUGUGCAAUAUGUCUGGAGCCUCUCAGCAGCAGCAGUGGUGGUGGAGGUGGUGGCAGCGAUGACGGCGAUGAGAGCGGUGGUCAAGCAAUCUUCACAGCCCAGUGCAUGCAUGCUUUUCACUUCGUGUGCAUCGCAUCCAACGUCCGGCAUGGUAGCGUCACGUGCCCCAUCUGUCGAGCUCACUGGUCCCUCCUCCCGCGCGAUCUUACCAUCCCCGCCUCCCACAAUACGGAUCCCAUCAUCCGCAUCCUUGACGACUCCAUUGCCACAUCCCGCAUCAACCGCCGCUCCUCCAUCCGCACCACCCGCUAUGAUGACGAUGACCCCAUCGACCCGGACACCAUCACCGAAUCCACCCACCCUCGCCUCCUUUUCACCCUCAUCCCGGCCCCGGUUCCGUGCACCCACGGCCACGGCCACGGCCUCCACGGUCAUUCUCCGUGCAGGCAUUUGAUGUCGCUGCACCAUCAAUACCACCAUUUCACCAGCCCUUCUACUUCCGUGGUUCCACCGGCUACUUCGCCAUGCAAGCAGAAGAGAGUCUAUCUCUCGGUGAAGCUAUCGCACCAACAAGCCACCGAUCUCGUCCUGGUGGCGAGCCCCAACGGGCCUCAUCUGAGGCUCCUCAAACAGUCCAUGGCCCUUGUGGUCUUCUCGCUGCGUGCUGUGGAUCGGUUGGCCAUCGUCACCAACUCGGCUGCCGCCACCCGUGCCUUCCCGAUGAGGCGGAUGACGUCGCAUGGAAAGCGGUCGGCUCUUCAGGUCAUCGAUCGCCUCUACUACCUGGGUGAAGCCGACCCAGAUGAAGGGCUUCGCAAGGGGAUCAGGAUCCUCGAGGACCGGGCGUACCGGAAUCCACUCUCAUGCAUCCUCCACCUUUCGGACAGUCCUACCCGAGCCAAUGAUCUACAGGUCGCCAUCCCAAUCCACCGGUUCCAUGUUGGAUUCGGGUUUGGGAUGUCAAAUGGGUUUGUGAUGCACGAGUUCGAAGAGUUCUUGGUAAGAUUGCUUGGAGGCGCGGUGAGAGAGACCCAAGUGAGGAUAGGAGGGGAGGGAGGAGUGGUGAGGCUUGGAGAGCUGAGGGGUGGGGAAGAAAGAAGGAUUCCAUUGGAUUUGAUGGGUGAUUGUGGGUUCAUCACCGUUGGUUAUAGCUUCAUCGAAGGAGGAGCGGAUGAGAGGCUGAAGACGGGGGAGGUGGUGGUAGGGAUAGGGGAGAAGAGUGAAAGAAGCCAUGGUGGUUGUGAGCUGGGAGGGAGAGAUCUGAGCAUUGGAGGGAGGAGGAGCAGCUGUGUUGAGCGAUGGGAUUACCUCGACCCGUUCAUGGCUCGAAGAUGGGCGAAGCAUCUGCAUGGAUACAAGGCUUGAGAUGCUCCAAUGUUUGAAGUAUAUAUCGGCCAUAAACUCCAGAGAAGGUUCUUCCCUGAACUCCAGAAUCUUAUGAUGCAACUCAAGCUCAGCAGGAUUUAGCUUCAAUCCAUGGAAGUCUCCAAAUCAACGUCAGUUUCUAAUAUCUUCUUUCACCAAACUACAUGUGCCAUUUUCUUUCUUGUAUUCCUUUUUACCCCCCACCCCCCCAAUUUUCUAUUAUUUUAACUGUCGUGUGAGUGUGGAUUUCCUUUUACUUUUUUUUGUAACAACAUGCUUCGUAAGCAAUAUCUUGUUUCAUAGGUUCCUGUCUAAAACUUAUAUUUUAUAAUUCCUUUUUUUUUCCCGGGUAACAGCAUGGAAGGUGAAGGGACUACCAUUAAAUUAUAUGAAA